Hyalella azteca is the source of this 3282-nucleotide messenger RNA. RefSeq lists its product as uncharacterized. NCBI's taxonomy places the organism in Eukaryota, Metazoa, Arthropoda, Malacostraca, Amphipoda, Hyalellidae. The record is from RefSeq and is a predicted model, not a curated record. Gene Ontology annotation, molecular function: protein binding. The coding region runs from base 17 to 1900 and encodes 627 amino acids. The transcript has 13 exons.
AAAUAAAGUAUAUGAAAUGGAAUGGGAUCAGAAUGAAGAAAGAGGUCAAAUGACACUUCAGGACCUCGGCUCUCAAAUUGCACCCUUGACCAUACAUGUUGUGAAUUUACCUCCAUUGGUCACUAAAGAAGAAAUAGCGGAGAAGUUUUGUAUUACACAAGACUGCAUCACCCUGAAGCAGAAGCCUGGCAAGAAGACUGCCUCUGCCAUCAUUGUUCCCUCCAGCUGGCAUGAAAGUGAUAAAAUUUUGAGUGAUUUUGAUGGGAAGCAGAGUGCAUUCUUUGGGAAGCAGAGAGCACUUGUAAGGCAAUCUUAUGACGUGGACACAUCCCGACCCUCCUCAAAGCGCUACCAGCUUCAUAAGCUGUCCAAUGAAGAGUUUGACUUGAGCCCUGCACGUAGUGGGCUGCCUACACUUCAUGUCCUCCAUGAUUACGUCUUGCUUCAUAUUAUGGAAUAUUUGAGUGUUGCUGAAAAACUGACUCUUGAAGCAGUGUGUCGACGCUUUCAAUCGCUGGUUUACAGCAUGCUGGGCCAGAAUAGCGUCAUAGACUUCUCUUAUUGCUGGAAACGUCAUAGACUUCAGCGUCAUAGACGUCACGUCUGGAAAAGUGCUCACUCCAACCUCUCCAAAUGUCGGAGCAAGUCGCCGGUCCAGUUGACGCAAGGCCUCAAGCUCUGCACCUACAAGAUGCUCAUCAUGAACGCAACUCACCUCACGACUCUAAGACUCGACGAGUAUCGCUGCAUCUUUGAUGUCAACGUAUUUGCUGCCAUAGGUCAACUUGCUGUGAACCUGGAAGAUUUAUGCCUGCGGUUUUCGUCAAAGAGGAAGCACUACACCUCCAUGAAGACCAUCUUCUCGGGCUGCUCAAAACUCAGGAUUUUCGGUCUCGAAGGCUGCUUCAACACGUCAGGUUCGAAUGAAUUGUUGCGAGACUUAAGGCAAUGCAAAUGCCUGGAGGUGUUGCGGCUGGGCGGAAUAACGCAUUUUAACUUCGCUCUUCUGCGGAAGUUGCAAUCUCCUCUGCAAGAGCUCUCAAUCCGCAACGUUGACACGUUAUCGAAGUUGAGAUCAACCGAUAGCUUUCCAGGCUUCCCUGUCAACUCUACACUCACGACGUUACGCUUGUUCGCCUUCUUUAGCGCAGACUUGGAAGAUUGGCUGCAUGCUUGGCUCCCCUCCUUGGCAUGCAAGUGUCCAGCGCUCACCCAACUCCAGCUUGAUUGCUACGUUUUUGCAGAGACUCCCAAUUUCAAGACAUUCAAUAACUUGAAGGUGCUACAUUGUAUGAUUGGUGAUAUGGUUGAAAUUGAGGUUCUUCUCAAAAGCGCUCUGCCAGACGUCGAGGACCUCUACAUCGACUUUUGCCCAGGAGAAGUUCAUGACCUGCUCACCGUAGACUUUUCACUUGCACCGACGUCGGUGAAGUCCCUAACGCUGCCUUCCGUUGCUCUGGACGAUGACUCGUACAAGUGCCUCCUGCGCAUGCCAAAGCUGCAGCGAGUCUUCGUCAAAAACGAGAAAUUCUCACUGGCUCAGCUGAAACUACUCGUGGCCCACGUUCAGCUGGUCGAGAUCGGCGCCGGGAUGGUGUUCGUAAAUCUCGCCACGGCACAGGAGCUCACUGCGCUGCGCAGGAAGGCGCUGGCCGAGGGCAGGUCCAGGUUUCCCUCACUGUAUCUCGACCACGACCAACCCCUCGUGCUUCAUGUCCAUUACCCUUACCAUGCGGCCUUCGAAAAUCCUCUCAUCAAAAUCAAAGACCACAAGCUGCACUGGUACAUCUACGAGCGCGUCGGGUCGAGUGGCUGGACAACGGACAACGAGUGGCUGGACUUCGACCAUGAUUUCCUCCAGCACCAGAUAGAGCCCCUGCGCGAGUUACAAAUCUUAUAAGGACAUGUACGUUGACCACAGCGAUGAUUUUGACGACUACACCUCCAGCUCCAACCACGACGAAUAUGGUGGAGACGACGCCUAGCUUUAUGAUGAUCAACUCGACGAAGACAUGGUCCUUAGAACUUUAGCUUUUGUAAGAAAUUCACAGUUUCAAAUUUAUAGUUUUUUGAGUAGCUAUUUCAUAAUAGCUCUUUUUUUGAAGCAGUCAUAAAUGAAUCUCAGCUCUAGAACCAAAAUGUUAAUCCAUCUCACUCAAUUACAAUCGAAUCGAGAUAGCAAUAUAGUCUUCUCAUUGUUCUUUUGUUCAUGACAAAAUGGGGUCAAAGAAGCAAGAGUCAGAUGUUUUCAAGUUGGUACGUUCCAAAUAAUAUUUAAGUUAAGAAAUUUCGAGGCUAUGGCUACAUAUUCAAAUAAGGAGAAUUUCAGUUGGAAAUAGGGAGAAAUUUUGUUUUAUGUUUUCUAUUUCAAAUCCGCCUUGUAGUAAAAUAUGUCGCUGAACGAACGAUUUAUGUAAUUCAAGCCUCGUUCGAUUUAUAACAGUUGAAAAAAACGUAAUUGUUAAAGUGCAUAAAUAAAUCAGAACAGCCUCAGUUGCUGCGGUAAGUGUCAGCAGUUACGCCAAAAGUCAGUAAGUAAUAACUAGGGCCAGCAAGUUACAACUUGUGUCAGCCAGUCCAAAAAGGUAUCAGCAAGUCACGGCAAGUGUCAACAAGUUGCAAUAAUUUUCAAUGAGCCACGACAGGUGUCAGCAAGUCACGACUACUACUACCAAGUCAUGCCAAGUGUCAGUAAGUAACUACAAGUUUCAGAAAGUUACCACCAAUAGCAACAGGUCACGGCAAGUGCCAGCAAGUCACAAGUGUCAGUCCACUUGUGACUUGCUUGAAGUCCACUUGCUGCGCCACUUGCUUGUUGAGGCCUUAAUGCCGCUCCAGAGGUAAAUCAUCAGCUAUAUUUUUUAUAUCUAUCAUAAGAGCGCUGAAAGACUGCGGAGCGGUAACAAUGUCACUCAAGCUGUUGGCUGCAAGGCUGUAGCAGAAAGAGCCUUUCCUAAAGGUUCCUGAUAGCGAGAUACAGCCCUCAACUAACUGGUCUGUUGCUAUAUGCGAAGUCUUUUUGCAGUUUCUUUCUCCUAAGUUUUAAUCACAAAUGUGAACAGGGAAUGUUGAUGUCACUCCAAACAAAAGGCUGUUUCUUAAGAGAUUUUAUGAUGCUUCGAAAAAUAGCCAUCGAUGACUUCGUUAAAAGUUCUUCUGUGAUUUCUAAUAAGCUCUAGCAAUGUGCUUUUUGUUUCAAUAAAUAUGAGUUAAUCUAUGGUAGGAACUAAACUUUUACUUCCUAUUGACGUCAUUCGUGGUCUGAGUUGUUUUUAGACUUCA